UAUCGCUUGCUUUCACCCUAGCAGAGAGAAAACAGAAACGAGGUAAAUGGAUCAGGCAGUUGAAAUGGAGAGCGAAAGGACUGGGUGGGUGACCAGAAAUAUCCAGGAGACAUGGCGUGGUUGCGUGACACAAUAGGAAAAUCUCACCCCACCAAAAACAGGACUUUUCUGAGGAACAAAGUGAAGGCCGUGGCUUCGAACUGCACGCCUGAAGGGUUUUCAUUUCGGCUUGCUUUGGUCUCUUACCUCGUUUAACCCAAAACAGCAGCAGCGAGCAGCCCGCAACGUCUCUGCUGAGCGGUAUCCGCAGAGAGAGGGACGUCUGUGGCCAGCAGCCUCGCCUGACAGCUUGAAAGGAAGCUCAGUAUGAGUCGAGAUGGUUGGAUGAGAAAGAGAGCCAAUGCCAGCGAUGACAGUGGUUGGGGAGAAAGUGGCGGCUACAUGGCUGCUAAGGUUUCCAAGCUGGACGAGCAGUUCAAACUCAAUGCCAACAGAGAAAAGCAGAAGGAAGGGACCAGCUCCAGCAUCUUCAGUGGGGUGGCCAUUUAUGUCAACGGAUACACAGACCCGAGCGCAGAUGAGCUCCGCAGGCUGAUGAUGCUGCAUGGGGGUCAGUUCCAUGUCUAUUAUUCGCGCUCAAAGACCACCCACAUCAUCGCCAGCAACUUGCCCAACUGUAAAAUUCAGGAGCUCCGAGGAGAAAAGGUCAUCAGACCAGAGUGGAUCACUGACAGCAUUAAGGCCGGCCGUCUCCUGCCUUACUUGAAGUACCAGUUGUAUGCUAAACAGAAGAACACACUCUUCCCCGGCGUGAUCCUGCGCCACACCUCAGAGAUGUCAGAACCGAGCCACUGUCCCCUUCAGUUAAACACGCAUCAAAAGCCUCUUAUGCCAGCACACAACACUGAGCCCUCUGUUCCCCGCAGCGGGGGAUCCUCAGACAACUCCUUCCCUGUCCCCGGCUUCAGCCAAGCUCAGCCUCAGUCCAUCCGCCACAGCUCCAAAGGAAACUUGGAUAACCACCAACCGAGUCAUUUAAAAUCCAGUCAACUCGUUUCAGGUGCGCCGCACAUGAGCGGAUCUUUACACAGGAACCACCUUUCCAACAAGCGCCACAAGUCUCCCAGUUCUUCACACAUGCAUGAAGAAGAGUUAAAAAUGAAUGGAGUUCCACAGACCUCACUGGAUACUUUGAGCCAUUCUAAAAUGAAGGAAAUGCAAGAGCGUGGAGAUCCUUGUCUUGUCGGGGCCUCGGUUAUUGUGGAAGAAGCCCCCCUGACCAAUGGACACGCUCAUCUUUUUAACGGUGCCUUAAAGUCAGAGGACAUGUCCCCUGUAGCAGAUCCUUCCUCCCCUGACAGGGACGUGUCCACAUGUAGAGCGAAGAGUUCAACAGAGAAACCUCAGAGUCCUGCAGUGCAGUCACACACCAAACCUGAUCCAUAUGAGUUCCCCCCCAGCCCUCCAAAGCAAUCAGACUGUUUUCCUAUUCUUCUGGAGCCAUCCAGCACACAAGAAGGAGGUGGUUAUGAACCUAAACCUCUGCCACCCUCCCCUCACGAGGCUUCAAAAGCCAAUAAACCCCAGCCCCCACUGAAAUGUCUCCAACCUCCCUCUCAGGUUGAACAGAUUUCUGAGCAGACUCCUCGAUCUCCUGCAUCUCGCUCUCUUUCACACUCUUCAGUUAGACUGAACGGAAGUCACCACAAAGUCUUCCCGUCUGACCCCCCUCAGCUUAAAACGGCCCAUGACACAGCCAAGCUUGAUCCUCCUGCCGAGGGGUCAUCAGCCUCCACGUCCUCGGACCAGCUGCUGGAGCAGACAGGAGGUCUGAUCUCGGAGUUCUACUCUCACUCCCGUUUGCACCAGAUCUCCACUUGGAGGAUCGCUUUCUCCGAGUAUGUCAACGAACUACACAGCAAACGCAAAACUGAGGGGAGUCCAUCGUAUCCCGGGAAAGAUCGAAUGAGGAAAUCUGUGGCACAGCGAUCCACCCAUGCACAGGGUAGGAAAACAGGAACAUCAUCAGCAGGCGGUGUGAAAUCCUGUAUCUUCCAUGUGGACAUGGACUGCUUCUUCGUGUCUGUGGGGAUCCGACAUAGACCAGAACUUAAAGGGAAGCCUGUCGCUGUUACCAGUAACCGUGGACUGGGCAAAGUCCCCAUCAGACCUGGAGCUAACCAUCAGGUGGAGCUGCAGUACUAUCAGAGCAAAUAUACUCAUUCUCAGCCAGAGAGAGCAGAUGAUGAUCUACCUGUAACUCCCUCGCAAGACAUUCCCAACUUCUACGGCAACAGCGUAGACCAGGAUGCUGCUGCCCUGUCGAUGGCAGAGAUUGCGUCCUGCAGUUACGAGGCCAGGCAAGUGGGUGUGAGGAACGGGAUGUUUUUUGGCAAAGCAAAAAAACUAUGCCCCUCGCUGCAGUCAGUCCCAUAUGAUUUUGAUGCAUACAAAGAGGUGGCUCUAAACAUGUAUGAGAUCCUGGCCAGUUACACCCAUGACAUCGAGGCUCUCAGCUGUGAUGAAGCGCUGAUAGAUGCUUCUUCUCUGCUGACUGAGGUGGGUGUUAGUCCAGAUGAUUUGGCCAAAGCCAUCAGAGGAGACAUUGAGGAGAAAACCGGAUGCUGUGCUUCAGUGGGAAUGGGGUCCAACAUUCUUUUGGCUCGACUCGCGACCCGUAAGGCCAAGCCGAACGGGCAGUACUUCCUCAGGUCUGAAGAAGUGGAUGAUUUUAUCAGGGACCUACCAGUGACCAGUUUGCCAGGUGUUGGGCAUGUUAUGGCCAAAAGACUUGCUGUUAUGGACGUUAAGUCAUGUGGGGACCUCCAGCAAGUCUCUCUAUCUCAGCUGCAGAAAAAGUUUGGACCUCGUACAGGACAAACUUUGUUUCGAUUCUGCAGGGGCUUAGAUGACCGGCCCGUCCGUUUUGAAAAAGAAAGGAAAUCCGUCUCUGCUGAGAUGAACUACAACAUCCGCUUCACCGCGGUCGAUGAGGCAGAGUCUUUCCUGACUAAUCUAUCAAUGGAGGUGCAGCGGCGUCUAAAAGAAGCAGGUCUGCGGGGUCGUAGAGUUACUCUAAAGGUCAUGGUUCGCAAGGUUGGAGCACCUCUGGAACCGGCCAAAUACGGAGGUCAUGGCAUAUGUGAUAAUCUUGCCAAGACUGUGAUGCUCGCUCAGUCCACCGACAGUGGCCAGCUGAUCGCCUCUGCUAUCAUCAAGCUGCUCCACGCCAUGAAGCUACAGGUCCAGGACCUGAGAGGUGUCGGCAUUCAAGUUCAGCAGCUCGAGGGAAAUCGACUUCAACCACAGGACUGCCGGGGAUCACGGACACGCUCCAUCAAAGACAUGUUGUUAGGCCAGGGAUCAAAUCCCAUCACUAACAAAGCAGACACUCUGCUCGAGCAGACGUCUUCAACAGCAGGUAGCUCAUCACCACAACCUUCAACACCUGGAGAGCCGGUCCCAGGAACAAGCAAAGAAACACCCGUCUGCAGACAAACGCCAAAACAUUCCCGGACCCGUCUCAACUUCAGCAUUGAAAUCCCCUCCCCCUCCCAGGUGGAUCGUUCUGUCCUGGAGGCCCUGCCAGCUGAGCUGAGGGAGCAAGUGGAGCAGUCGUGGACUAAGAGAGAAGAAAGACGGAAUCACUGCCAUUUACCUGAUAUGCAGCUUUCCUCUCCUAAUCCUUGUCCCGCCCUGUGUGCUCCACCUGCUGGAACAUUGCUGCUGCAGUUUCCAAACCAGCCAGACGGUCCGGGAAUUGUACUGGAAUUACCAAACUUCUCACAGGUGGACCCAGAUGUAUUUGCUGCCCUUCCCAAAGAGCUGCAGGAUGAACUGAAGUCUGCCUACAGCCGUGCAAACAAUGCCCAAGCACAGGCAAAAAUGGCCGAGCUGAAGAAUCCGCUGUUGCAGCUUAAACAGCCCACUGCAGGAACUGGCGUUGGACGGGUGAAGCGGCGCUACAAGAGGAAGAACGGAGUGAGUCCUGUUAAAAAAGGAACCUCACCCUUAAAGAGGCGUCAAGUAACAAACAGUCCAGCCAAAAACGUACCGCCGAUAAAACCACAAGAACCUGUGAAUGUACCAAAGACUGACAUUAACCCCUCCACCUCACAGCAGGACAUUGUGGUGUCUGUGACAAAGUCAUUUCCUCGUCCUGUUCCAACGUUGGCUGGAGCUUGUGACCUCACAGACAUUAAAACACUCCUACGGGAAUGGGUCACCACCAUAACAGAACCAAUGGAGGAGGACAUCCUGCAGGUUGUUAAGUACUGCACUGAUCUGAUUGAAGAUAAAGACCUGGAGAAGUUAGAUUUGAUAAUAAAAUACAUGAAAAGGCUCAUGCAGCAGUCGGUGGAGUCAGUUUGGAGCAUGGCGUUUGACUUCAUCUUGGACAACAUACAGGUGGUUCUGCAUCAAGCUUACGGUAGCAUCUUGAAGAUAUCAUGAAAACAAGGGGAAAGAAGUACCUUUGCUGUUCUACCAUGAUCUACCAUGUACCAAACGAAUCAUGACAUCUGAAUGAUCAUUUUAUGCUUUCUUAUCUUCUCCUGCAACAUCUCCCUGUUUCCUCAGUGGCCAAGAAAAUAAUGGCAGAAAAACAAAGAGCCAUCGUGGUAUUUUUUUAAAAGCAUGUAACGUAUGUCACGUUUUGUACAUAUUCUUUUCCAAUGUUGAAGCAGCUCAAACUGACGGACAAAAACACGUUCUCACUGUCUACUUAGUGCAGCUUAAAUUGCUGAUAAUCAUCACACCUUUGUUGUAAAUUUGCGAUUUGUGUUUCUCCAGGUGAUUAGCACUGCGUUUGAUUUGUCCCAGAAGUUUGGUCCGGGCAUGAUGUCAUAUCCAAGCUGAGCCCGUUCUGAUUGUAGGUCAGUAAACCAAUGAGAUUACACUGUUGAGGUGCUACUUUUAAUGUUACAAGCCAGGCACAGCUGCUUUGUUUCCCUUCUGUGGAUGCAACAUGCAUGGUAAUGGAGAUUUUGAUUUGUGUAGCUAGUUAAAUUUGAGACAGAUGGUUAGAAGUGCAAAGAAACAGGUUGUUCCUUCAACUUUAACCAUGGUUUAAACGUGUAGGAGCCAUAUUGGAUAUUGAACGUGAAAUGGCUUGGGGACCCCUAGAUUUCCCAGUCGACGUUCAGACUUUGGUGUGUGUUCUGUUCCGAUUUUUCCGAAUCGCGACUUUCAAGUACAAAUUGAACGCAGCCCAGUUCUGUUUGCCCACUUUUUAUCUUGCCCACCUGUUCGGGCCCAGCAUUGAAAAGUUUAAAGAUAAUUUUCUUUCCCGUUUUAUUUUCAGCAGAGCAGUUGACUUACCUCACAGGUGCAGGUAGUAGCUUUGAAUAUGAGGCUCGUCAUGUUUAAACACAAAACCAAACUCUGUGAUCACUUUUAGCAACUGUUAACCUCGUAGCACUCCUCCUCCUUCGGUGCUCCGAUCUAGAAGCACUUAAAUGCUGCACUCUGUAGUAUUUCUCUUGUCCGUUUCAAAAUAAAAGUGCCAAACCUUGUUGUUAUAAAGUGUAAAUAAUGUUUUGAAAGAUAUUUGUCAAAUGUUUUAAAAACAAAAUGUAAGUGGAGGAAUUGCCUCUUGUAUUGUUUACCAGUAGUGAAUUCUUAGUAACCGUCUUUAAAUUGUAACUCUGAAGUCUAAUCGCCUGUAAGUGUUCCAACAUGGAAAUCUAAAGCUAGCCAAAGUAUUUCACGGACGGUUAGCUUUUGAUUCUGUGUAGCACUAUAAUUUGGGAGGGCAGCAACAUUUGUCAUGGCAAUCAGUCAACCUAUGCAUUUCCUUUUUUUCCCACAAGAAGAGAGAGAUCUGCUGGAUAUAAUGAAACGUCCGUUGAGCAAUUUUAUUGGGAAUAACUACAAGCUGUUUUCAUUAGGUUCCAAAUCUGUUGAAAAUAAUGCUGGAUUUGCAUAGAUUCAGGUGAUCCAUCUUUUGUAAUUCACUCUGGAAACACUUGUAUGGCACAGGACUUUAUUUCUGUAUAUAUGUUCUGAAUUUAACUUGUAUGACUGGUGAUUGGAAGCACUCAUCAGACACAGCUGACUGACUGCUGAUCCUCCUCACAGGAGACAAUAUGUAUGUUGAAAAGUUUGCUUAAAGCAGUAACUCUAUAUGCAAACCAGAUCAGUCUGAAUGUAAUUUGGAAUGUGUGAGUUUUCACUUACUUUUAAGAUGUUGCUUCUCAUCACCUUUCACUUCUUUCCUGAAAGAAAUGGCCACAAGUAAAAACUGGCCAGUGUUGGUUUUCUCUAAACUGGCUUGUGCCUGAAGACCUGAAGCUGUGAAUUUGUUUGUAAGUUUUCUAAACCUUCCUAAUAAACUUAAACUUCUAAUA
Molecule: messenger RNA, 6347 nt
Organism: Girardinichthys multiradiatus
Lineage: Eukaryota; Metazoa; Chordata; Actinopteri; Cyprinodontiformes; Goodeidae
Gene: rev1
Product: REV1 DNA directed polymerase
Exons: 22
Coding region: 367-4452 (1361 amino acids)
Biological process (GO): error-free translesion synthesis; error-prone translesion synthesis
Cellular component (GO): nucleus
Molecular function (GO): DNA-directed DNA polymerase activity; deoxycytidyl transferase activity; damaged DNA binding
Source: RefSeq, a predicted model, not a curated record